Messenger RNA from Diuraphis noxia (Russian wheat aphid), 669 nucleotides. RefSeq names its product tyrosine-protein kinase Src42A-like. The record is from RefSeq and is a predicted model, not a curated record. Lineage: Eukaryota; Metazoa; Arthropoda; Insecta; Hemiptera; Aphididae.
AUGGGCAGCUGCUUCAGCUGUCAUCAGAGGGGUAGCGUACCCAUUCAAAAUAUGCCACCCCACGACGACAACCCUCAAGUCAGGAGCAGGCCAUUGCCGCCCAUGCCAGAUCUGGUGCUUACGAACACCACAUACGCAUCAGCAAAGAGAUUUGGAGCACUUUACUAUUAUGGCGAACGCACCGACGAAGACUUCAAAUUCAGGAAAGGAGAACAUUUACAAACAAAAGUCGAGCAGUGGUAUUUUGGCAACAUUAAUAGAUUAGAAGCUGAGAAAUUAUUACUUUUGCCAAUAAAUGAUAAUGGAUCAUUUUUAAUUAGAAAUUCAGAGAGUGAAAUACAUGGUUACUCUUUGUCUGUUCGCUGUGGUGAUAGAGUCAGACAUUACCGAAUUAAACGGUUUUACGACAGUGGAUAUUUCAUUGUAAGGCGUACAACCUUCAACACUCUACAUGAAAUAGUAAAUUACUAUAGUAAGAUAGCUUCAUUGAAGCCGGCUUGUGUACAGGCGAAGAAACAGAUAACUGAUAGAUUUUUAUUGGAGUUUGACAGAAAAUUAACACAUGGUCAGUUUGGAUUUUUUAAUGACCCAAAAGCUUCCUUAGCUGAAGUUCAAAUUAUAAAAAAGCUCAGUCAUACCAAUACCAUAAUACAGUUGCUGCAAUUUUAG